Molecule: messenger RNA, 605 nt
Organism: Paramacrobiotus metropolitanus
Lineage: Eukaryota; Metazoa; Tardigrada; Eutardigrada; Parachela; Macrobiotidae
Exons: 2
Coding region: 182-553 (123 amino acids)
Source: RefSeq, a predicted model, not a curated record
UCAGUUUUUUCUCGCUUGCUCAUUUGUCAGGCUCACCAUUUUCUUUCCGCUUUCGAGUUUUUCGGGUAGCUUUGUUUGCUCAUCUUUAUCUCUGCACGAUAUUCCUCCCGACUAACUGCGCUUUAACCUGGACUUGAUUGCUUAGGUUACUGAAUUUCGAUCUUUUCUCGCUCACCGCACAAUGGAUUGUGGAAAGCGCCGUCGCAUCAGCCUGGCAUCGCUGCAGGAAAUGUCGCGGGAGCAUGCGCUCAGGCUGAACCAUCGCUACGACUGCGUGGAUGUGUGGAGCGACGAGGGCCCGCUGCAGUUCGGGCGGGUGGUGGACGCGGGCUCAGACGGCCUGUUUAUCGAUUUCCUUUGCCCGGGUCGGCGCCGCCACUUCGUCCUCUUCGGGCGCAGACAAUUAGCGUCGGUUUACACACUACGGAGUUUAGAGAUGAACAAAGCAGAAAAGAUUAUCAACUGGAAAUACCGUGGGUCGUUCGCAUUAAGCCUGGUUGUACGAGCACCACCAACCUACGUAUCGCGGUAUCUGUACUCAUGUAGACUGUAGCUGUAAGAGCAACAAAACGAAUACUGGAAGUACAGUACUGUAACUGCAUACG